Archocentrus centrarchus (flier cichlid) is the source of this 3275-nucleotide messenger RNA. Its product is annotated as coiled-coil domain-containing protein 106-like. Gene Ontology annotation, cellular component: nucleoplasm. NCBI's taxonomy places the organism in Eukaryota, Metazoa, Chordata, Actinopteri, Cichliformes, Cichlidae. The record is from RefSeq and is a predicted model, not a curated record. Bases 172 to 1215 code for a protein of 347 amino acids. The transcript has 6 exons.
CCCUUCUGCAAGACAUGCGUGUUACUGUGGUCUCUCAUUUUUUCACCCCGUCUUUGUUUAUGUUUCCCCCAAAACCGGGUGAUUUACUUCAGGUUACAUUUCAGCAGGACAAACACGACGAAAUUAUCACCUCCACUUGUAUCCGCUGGACUCUCUUAAAGGUUUGACGAGAUGUCGUCCGUUUGGCAGCAGGAGCCAUCGUGUUAUUCGCCAUGUGUAGAAAUUGACUCCAGCUCGGUGAGGACAAAGGAGCACCUCAGAUCUCCUGCCUGGCUAAAGCAGGAACAAGAUGACCUUCGUAUCAUUAAGUGGGAGAACUUUCAGACUGAUGCAUCAGCAGAUGCUGUUCAGGACAACACACCCAGCAGUGCCAUGUCUGCUGCCUCACAAGUAGAGGGUCUACCCCCGAGGGUGCUGUUGACCAUCACCAAGCUGCAGUGCAUGCUGGAGAGCAAACAGGAACGCAUUGCUGCUCUCGAGAGGCAGGUGGAGGAUCUGAUGCAGGACCGCAAGUUCUUAAGGAGCCAGAUUGAAAACCUCACAAGUAACCGCUCCAUGGCAGCGUUUGCUGCACCCAGUCCUGUGACUGAAGCUCCAAAACUGAGCAGAGUGCAGCAUUCAGAAAGUAAAUCUCGAAAGAGAGAAAGGGCUUCUUCCAGUUCCUCCAGCAGCAGCAACAGCAGCUCUGAGGCAUCCGACUCAUCGGAAAUGUCUGCAGCCUCUAGUGAACACAGACGGAAGAAACACCAUAAGGACAAGAAAAGAUCAAAGAAAGGGAAGGACUACAGCAGGAAGAGAGCUACCGGAGUCCAGUACGUCAUUCACCGCUACAAACAAGUCCUGUCCGCCUUCAUCAAGAAGAAAAGUAUGAGCGAAGCCUUCCGCCAUCUUGGAAUCGACCGGAACACCAUUGCCAACACGGCAUCGAUUGCCGAGCUCCACCUGGCGGGCAAAGACAUGGUCUCCUUGGUUGGCAGUUUUCGCCAAGGGGAAGAGACUCUGGUCAGCUACGCCCAGCGGUGCACAUUGGUCAUUGACAGUGACACUGACCUGUCCAGGAAAAUAGACCAGAUGAAAGCCAACGGCGAGCUUCUGCCCAUCUCUGGGAAAAGGUAUAAACCUAGCAGUAUGACUGGGCGUCAAGCAAAAUUUGAUGGUGCAGAGGCAAUACGCCGAAUUUUGGCUGAGGACAAUAGUGAAGAUGAUGACGCUUAAUAUGAUUUUGAUGAUGAUGACGUCAGUGAUUUCGAAGACGUUCCAGCCAUCCACAAAUGCAGACAGCAAGAUAUAAUUCAUGAAACAAUGGGACCAACAUGGGAGUCUAAGACAGAAUCAAUAAAGGAGACCUUCAAACUUUUAUUGACAAACGAGAUCAUGGAUAUUAUAAUUCGUGAAACUAACCAAGAGGCUGAGUGCAGUUUUAGGCUUUGGAACGAUGCUCAUCCUGACAAUAAACGGAAGUGGAAAGCUCUGACUCAAAUCGAAUUCAAAGCUUUUAUUGGGUUACUACUCUCUGCAGGGGUAAAUCGAGCGGGCAUGGAAUCAUUGCAAGAAAUGUGGUCCUUCAGAAAAGGAAGGCCAAUAUUUCGAGCUACUAUGAGCUAUGACCCCUUCCAUGCCAAUACAUGGCAAGCAAACUGGCCAAGUACGGUAUAAGAUAUGGUGGAAUUGUUGCGCAUCCACAUUGUAUCCACUAAACGGUCAGGUGUACCUGGGGAAAGUAGACAACCAUCCAGAGAAAAGUCAGGGAGAACGCGUCGUGAAGGACAUGGUUUGACCAUGGUUAGGUAAAGGGAGAAAUGUCGUCUGCGAUAACUUCUUCACUUCUGUACAACUUUGCGACUUCCUUCUUGCUAACAACACGACAAUGGUUGGGACAAUGAGAAAGAACAAAGCUGACAUUCCAAAGGAGAUGCUGCCAAACAGAGCAAGGGCAGAGCAUUCAUCAGUGAAUCCAGGGGGAGAAGACUCGUGUCUUAUGUUCUUAAGAACGGAAAGGCAGUCAUACUGCUUAGCUCACUUCAUCAUGAUGAUUCCGUUGAAGGAGAAGCCACCAAACCCGAGAUCAUCCACUAUUACAACAGUACAAAAGGUGGGGUUGAUAACAUGGAUCUGGACUCAGAGCACUCGGAUACGAGAUUGAUCCUGCCCGCCAGAUUCAUGAUGCUCCUGCUGCAAAGGGUCGACGUUGUGCCUUAUGGCCAAGAGCAGGAGACCGAAAAACGUGGAAAUCAUGUACCACCUGUGGUAAUCCAUGCUGCAUCGAACAUAGUGCCUCCCGCACUGUUUACAGUGACUGUGCGUAAACACAAAACAGGUUACCAUGAGGUAAUCAUGUAGUUUGUGACACUGAAUACUUGUCUGCCUUGGGGCAGGCAAUAGACUGUGACACUUGGAACUGCCAGUUAGAGACUAAAGCCGCAUUUCCAUACGGGACGAGUCGACUCGGUCAACACAACUCGGCACAGUUGUGUUGUGUUUCCAUUGCAAUUGAGGGCCACCACAGUGUGGGUGGAGUCGAUAUAGCAGCGCGGGCAGUAGUCUCAUGACGUGACUCAUGCGCGGCUCAAAACACAACACAACAAUAGAUGAGAUAGAGGCAAGCUAACAGCUAAUGCCAGUUUAAUAUAAUCAUCAUGCAUAAGUCCCCCAUACAAUGUGUUAAUGGAUGAAGGUUAUCAUUGUUAAGUAUAACCCUAUACCCCCGAACAUAAUCGGCUCAGUGUACUUCAAAAGAGCCCCCGUUCGCGGACUUACGGCAACAAUUACUGUAAUAACACCACAGUAAUACCCUAUAUUGGUUGUGAAGUGCAGUUUCUCAGUUUUCAGAAACUGUUUGAAUUUUCUCGAUAGGACAAACGGUUGUGUUAUAACGGUAAUUCAAAGAUCCUUUGAUCAGCCCUCCGGUCGGCUCUGUGCUAACCAGCUGUUCGGCUAGUAGGGGCAGGUAACAGUGCUUCAGCGGAGAUCACCCGGCAGUAUGGGGUUAUAAUAUGUAUGCUGUGUGAGCAUUUCAGAUGGCUCUCAUGUUGCAAACCUAUUGCUGCAAACUGUCGGUCUGGGGAUUCAACCGGUGCUUUGUGCCUCCAGUUUCUUGCUGUAUGGUUUUAAAAAUGGCAGGCUUGAUUCUGGUGAAGGAGUCGCUCUCAUGCCUCUGAUAGUGACGACACUUCCUGGCCUAUCAGUGGCAUGCUAUCCUCCACGUCACAUUUUUGUAUUGCCUCAUAUCGCUCAGAACCUCGGGUGAGUGGGUACGAAAAAGCAAACUUGUACCA